UACAAAGUGACCUUGAGCGUCUUCCCCUCUGCACGCGAUUCCCCGCCUUCUCCAUCCGGGUGCCCCGGCGCGGAUAAGAGCCGGACCGCGCCUGCGCGCCCAGCCCCACUCCUUCGACCUCUGCCGCCGCCGCCGCCGCCGCCGCCUCCUGCAAGAGAGCGGGAGAGGAGCCCACGCCGCCUGCCACCCAGUCUCCAGCCGCGCCGCCCCGGGAGUGUAAGAUGUUCGCCUGCGCCAAGCUCGCCUGCAGCCCGGCUCUGAUCCGAGCUGGAUCCAGAGUUGCAUACAGACCAAUUUCUGCAUCAGUGUUGUCUCGACCAGAGGCUAGGACUGGAGAGGGCUCUACAGUAUUUAAUGGGGCCCAGAAUGGUGUGCCUCAGCUAAUCCAAAGGGAGUUUCAGACCAGUGCAAUCAGCAGAGACAUUGAUACUGCUGCCAAAUUUAUUGGUGCAGGUGCUGCAACAGUAGGAGUGGCUGGCUCUGGUGCUGGUAUUGGAACAGUCUUUGGCAGCCUUAUCAUUGGUUAUGCCAGAAACCCUUCGCUGAAGCAGCAGCUGUUCUCAUAUGCUAUCCUGGGAUUUGCCUUAUCUGAAGCUAUGGGUCUUUUUUGUUUGAUGGUUGCUUUCUUGAUUUUGUUUGCCAUGUAACAGAAAUUACUGCUUGAAAUGUUGGCAUUCAUAUUAAUUACGGAUGUAAUUCUGUGUACCUUACUGUGACUCUGAGCACUAUAGUAUUGGUGUCAUGGAAAUAGACAUUAUUUCCAAAGUCAUUUCAUUAAAGAUGAAAACUUUAA
Messenger RNA from Myotis daubentonii (Daubenton's bat), 793 nucleotides. RefSeq names its product ATP synthase membrane subunit c locus 3 (gene ATP5MC3). Lineage: Eukaryota; Metazoa; Chordata; Mammalia; Chiroptera; Vespertilionidae. The record is from RefSeq and is a predicted model, not a curated record. Gene Ontology annotation, molecular function: proton transmembrane transporter activity. Gene Ontology annotation, biological process: proton motive force-driven ATP synthesis; proton transmembrane transport.